Messenger RNA from Rhincodon typus (whale shark), 11348 nucleotides. Its product is annotated as MORC family CW-type zinc finger protein 3-like. Lineage: Eukaryota; Metazoa; Chordata; Chondrichthyes; Orectolobiformes; Rhincodontidae. The transcript is spliced from 3 exons. The coding region runs from base 72 to 1274 and encodes 400 amino acids. The record is from RefSeq and is a predicted model, not a curated record.
GGAAUAAAAAGCGCUUUAAAGAAAGAGCAGAAAUAUUAGCCAUUCCAAGUCCUCCUGAUGCAGCCCAGUCAAUGGAAUAUGACACAGUGAAUUCUACCAGGGAAAGUAAAAGCAACAGCAGCGAUGACGACCUCAUUAUCAUAGAUGAUGGAGCUAAUGAAGGAUCCAGAGGCAGUAUUUUUCAUCACAGCCCCAAGCAGGAAAAAAUAGAAACAAUGGACUUCCUGAAUCUCAGUUGUGCCAAUAACAUAAUUGAAGAGAAUGGUUCAAACAAUACUGGCCCAAUUCAUCAUGGUACUGCAGAAAAGUUACUUAUUUCAGAAGGAACACAGACCAAUGAACUUGCUGUUAUAAAGAAAAUUGAAAUAGGUUCCAGUGGCACCAGGGAGCCCACAAACUCCCAUUCUAACUUGAAAUCUCAAGAAGAUGUUUUAACACACAAAGCUAAUGAGAUUGAUCCAAAUACAACAAAGAAUUAUACUGCAGCCACCGUACACUUUCUGGAGAAACAACUGGAUCAAGCAAGGAACUUGCUGGAUGAAAGAACCACGGAAAGAGAUUGUUUUAGAAAGGAAAGUGAGGAACAGGCCAUCAUAAUAGAGCAAAUAACAAAACAGCUGUUGGAGUACCAAGAAAAUGAAAGACAACAAGUCCAAGCUACACUGAGAGCAAGUCUAAUGGAAACUAUAAAUAUUGUUGGACCUGAAGGCUGGAGCCUUGAGGAAAUUAAGGCAUAUUAUAAAAAAAUAGUGCAUGAACGUGAUGACUUGGCCCAGCAGUUAGAAGAUGCAGUAAAGAAGGUGGAAAACUGUUCAUCAGAAAGUAAACAGUUGAAAGAACAACUUGGAAAAGUAGAACAAGAAAGAGACCAGUUCAAAUUGGAGUAUGAAAAAAUGAAACAGGAUUUGAAAGCCAGCACAAAUAGAGGGGAUGAUUUUUAUUGGACCAAAAAGUCAGCUGCUGCGUACAGAUACUCGGAGCUGGAGCUAAUGCGAUCAGAGGUUGAAAAAUUAAAGGGACAGAAGGUAGAACUGGAGGAGAAAUUGGAAGAGGCUCUGAGGUGUAAUGCAUUAUGCAAAGAAGCAUGGGAUCCUUCCACUAGCCAGGAAGUUGCCCAAGCCAACAGUGUACUGACAAAGUUGAAGUCAUUGCGGGUAAAAGUCGGACACCUGUUGGGUUCUGUUCUGCCACACUUGGACUUAAAGGACAUCAGUUACGAAACAGAUAUAAUCGAUGAAAUUCUAGAAAAGGUGAUUGAAGCCAAUAAACUCUGAGCCAAAUCUUCCAUCUUAUAACGUGCUUUGGAAAAGACAACCAACCUUUGUUCAUUUUAGCAACUCUUGUUAUUUUAAAAAGAGCAUAUCCCCGAAAGAGAGAACGAGAGUUAGCGAUGUACAGGAAGCAUUUGCACACCUCACAACUUCUACUGCUGAAAGUAUCAAAACUUGUUUUGAUAACAUGCAUCCGAUCAAAUGUGUCCACUUGUAAUGAAAUUUAUCAGAUCUGCUGAAAAAUUACACAAACGGCUAGUCUCUGUUUCUUUUUAGCCUCUUUUUAUUUGUAAGUACUCCAACACAAAGGCAGUAAUGUAUAGUUCUGAUUAGAUAAGCUUAAUCUAUUGAUAUUGGAAGUGUGAAACCAAGGAUACAGCACAACCUUAAGCUAAGUUAAUGUAUUAUACUUGCAGAAUCAAUUGUCUGAUGCAUUCAGAAUGUCACAAUGACAGCUUUUUAAAAUUAAUUAUGGAGUCAUUGGCAAUGUCAGCAUUUAUUGCUCAUCCAUACAUACUUUUGAGAACGUGGUGGUGAGACACCUUUUUGAACCACUGUGUGAUGGUGCUCCAAGAACGCUGUUAGGUAGUUCCAGGAUAUUGACCCUUGGGAAUGAAGGAUAUCAUGUAUCCCUAUGUGUCUGCUGCCCUUAUCAUUUUGCCUGGCAUAGAUCACAUAAUUAGAAGGUGCUGAUGAAGAAGAACUGACCAGGUGUUGCAGUGAAACUUAUGGAUGGUACACUGCAGCCAUGUUGCACUAGUGAUGAAGGGAAUGAAUGUUGAAGACAGUGGAGGGACUAUCAAUCAAUCAGGUUGGUGUGGUUUGAAUGUUAUUGGAGUCGCAUUCAUCCUGAAAAGUGGAAAGUAUUCGAUCACACCUGUAACAUGUCGAUGCUAGACGGGCUUUGGGGAGUUAGAAGUUAGGCGAGUCAUUCACCACAGAUUUUCCAAUCUCUGAACUCGUCUUAUAGCCUCAGUAUUUAUAAGCUGAUCCAGUUAAAUUUCAGGAUGGUGAUCCCUUCUCCCCAGGAUGUUGAUUGUGUGGGAUUCAGCGAUAGUGAAGCUGCUGGAUAUUAUAGGGAGAUAUUUCAGUUCUCUCUAGUAGAAGCUAGUCAUUGGCUGAGACUUGUGUGACAGUGUUACUUGCCAUUUAUCAUCCCAAGUCUGAAUGUUUUCUGAAACUAUUGAGAAUAACAAAUUAAGAAGGUAAGAAAGUAUAAUUUUAGUUUUUCUGACUGUGCUGUAUUAUUUAAUCUCUAAUGAUCAGAGAAGAAAAUCGACAAAGACCUUUUCUUAUUCUUUCAGUAGCAAGUAGAUCAGGGGAACACCUGAUUUGUGCUAUUGCAGUGGAGUUGUACAAACUUUAUAAAUGUAUGUAAAUAUAUGUCAGAUUCUCCAAAGGGUUAGUGAAAGAGAAACAGGAUAGCAAGAUUCAAUCCUCCAAAUGUUGCCCACUUCUAUCUCUGACUGAGAUUUAUCCAUUUUGCCAAGGCUAAUAACAUGAAAUGCACCUUAACCAUAAUAAAUAGGUCAAUAUCCUGUUUGUGGCCGAGACUUUUAACUUGAGUGGUGAAAAAUUUAGAGUUUGAACUACUUGGAAUUACCUGGUUGUACUUAAAGACAUGUUAGUUGAUGCAAGUCACCUUUAUAUAGUGAGAAAAAUAGAUUUGUAAUGUUACUUGAACUCAAAACAUUCAGUCAGGUUCCUGGGUUAUAGCUCCCUUGCGAUGAUUACUGAUCAACAGUGAGAAUAAGUACCCUGGAGGUUUCCACCAUAUUCAUUGCAACUUUGACAGAGAACUGUCUAAGUAUUGAAAGACAUUAAUUUCCAUUAUGUCAUUCAAGCUGCCAAAAUCAAGCGUAACUUACCUCCCAGGGUGGUUUGGUCUCUUAUAUUAGCAUGUUCAUUUUUACUUUGAUUAUUAUGAAACUAAAUUAAUUUCUGAUCUGCAAAAUAUGAUUGUCAACCUAAUGAACAUACUCAAAUGCUUUGGUUUUAAUGGGACAUGGUGUGUGACAUUGGGCCUGGAAUUCUAGUGAUGAAAGUGUGGCAGAGUAGAACCCUUUGCCAUCAAUGAAAUCAGUGAAGUACAAUAGACUCUUUCACAAAAUAUGGAUAUGGGAAUAUUAGUAUCCUCAAGAUUGGCUAUUAACCCUGUAAGGGCACGUAAGUAGCAACCAACCAACAGAGAUCAGGAAAGAUAGGGUCAGGAUCCUAGAAUCAGUUCUUUGAUGUAUGUCCUUUAUUGCCUAAAAAAUGUCAUCUUUGCUAUUUAGCUCUAGCCAUCUCCUGAUUGACACAAAAAUGAAAUACAAAUUUGCAUUAUUUUUGGUAAAUUCAAAUGCAGUUGCUUGGUAAUAACUGGUUCUAACUGUUAAAUUAUUCUACCUUAAGAGUGUAGGUUUGGAAAGCAUACGUUGUUGCUUAACCUUUGGGAUUUACAUUCUAAUAAAUAAGACUAAGCAGAUCGGAGGUUCUAUUUGACCACUUUGAAAGUUCUAAAUUAAUACAUUGAAGGUAGCUUUAGUCCAUUUUCUUAUGGGUUCAGGUUCACUUGCAAAGAUAUUCAUAGUUUGAAUCAAAAAUGGCAGUCUUAUUUGAAGCAAUAAGGAUGGCUGCUCAGGGAAAUUAACACCUCUCACUGAUACAGUGGUUAUUAACCCUACAUUUGUAUGGUACCUAUUGAUUUCUAACAGAGGUUGAAAUAUUCAGCAAUUAUACAAGACCUUGCGGUAGGAAAUUACAAAGAGAGCUUUAAUCUGCAUACACACAAGCUAAAUUUAACCUGUUGUAAUCUAAUGGCAACACCAGACAUAAAAACAGGCUUUCACAGCAUUAUUGAUACAUCAUCUCUCACCAAAACUAUUGUAAAAGCUAUCCCUUAUUAUUAAAUAUUGCAUCCUCAGACUGUGAUGAGUGAGGAUGGGGAUAAGAUUGAUGGAUGGUAGCAGCCUGUCAAAUAUUUGUGAAAUUUCUUGAUUUUUUCAAUGGUAAGAAAAUAAUCUGGACUGAUGUUGUAUUUGGCAAAAGGAAGUGGUAUGUAUAAACUUACUAUUCUAUAUGCAUUGAUUUCGGGCAGUGUGUAUUCAGUUGGAUCUAUAGAACAAAACUGCUCUUCUGUCAAGUUAUUAAGAGAAAGAAUGAAUUCAGUUCUGAUUGAUCAAGUUCUCCACACGUCCACCAGAGGUUUACAACUAAUUUAAUCAUUUUAUAUAGUUUACUGUUAUUAGCUGGAUAAACUGAGCAGCCAAUUUGUGCACAGUGAAGUUCUACAGAUCGUAAAUGAGAUAAUGACCAGUUCAUCUUUGCUUGGCUGUGUUUUGUUGUGUUAACUGAGGGACAAACAUUAGGCAAGAGGCAAGCAGAACUGAGUGCUCUUACCUGAAUAAUUUUGUGGAAUCUUUCAUGUUCCUCUGAACAUGAUGGUGUUCUUAAUUUAAUGUAUGAUCGAAAGUACAGCACUACUUCAGUUCUCACUCCAUCUAGAUUAUACACCUGGAGUACAUAAGGUUUCAACACAGAAUCUAUGAAUAGGGUUGGUAGUGCCAUCACUAUUCAAUUAACACCCCAGAGAUUGUGAAUUCAAAUAACACCUCAUCAAGUUGUGAAAUGGAUUUCAGUAAAAUAAAUGACCAUAAAAGUUUUUUUUUUCAACUUUAAAACUUGAGUUCAUUCACCAAUAUGUUUCAGAGAAAGGAACAUUACACCCAGACCAUGCCAAACAUAUCUCCUCUGAUGAAAUAACUCUAGUCCUACACUACAUACUGUAUUUUUAAAAUUGACCCAUCCCCAUAGUAUUCAGACCCCUUACGCUACUCUUCCAAAUUCACAAAGUCCCUCAUGCUUCCUUUAUCAAUUUUGUGCCUCCUUCAUCUCCCACCCUUUUCACCUUCACCAACCAUACCAACUCACUUCAUAUCUUUGCACAAGUACCCAUGCACACAAGAGAAAAUAUAAGGUUCUAUUUCCUAAUGUUCUAUAUUAUGGACUACAGUCUAUUAAGAAAAGCACUCUCAUUCAUGAAAGCAAAUUUUGACAGGUUUUGACAGUUCUUGUCAAAUUGGACAGUUCCUUUUACACACAAUCUUCUCCACAAUUUUAAUAAUUCCAAAGAGAUGUAGUUAUGCUCCAUGUGAAUUGGGAUUCCAGCUCCUCAAAAUGAAAAUGUUCCAGCUCCCAGUACUAAAAUGCCUCACUUUAAUGUGAUAUAAAUCAUAAAUAAAACUCCCAGGCUGAUUCAGUUCAAUGCAGAUUGAUCCUAAUUUAUGGCAGUUGUAUUAUUGUGACUUUACAAAUGUAGAAUCAUAGAAUCCCUAGAGUGUGGAAACAGGCCCUUCGGCCCAACAAGUCCACACCAAACCUCAGACCAUGCAGACUCAUCCCCCUAUAACCCACCUAAUCUAGGGCAAUUUAGCAUGGCCAAUUCACCUAACCUGCACAUCUUUGGACUGUGGGAUAAACCGGAGCACCAGGAGAAAACCCAGGCAGACAUGGGGAGAAUGUGCAAACUCCACACAGCCAGUCGCCCAAGGCUGGAAAUGUACCUUGCAUAUUUCCCAGUUAUUUUAUUUUGAUAUAAUUAAGCCUAAUUUGUGGUUCAAAUGUUGCUUCAAAUUACAAUUUAGAAUUUUAUUUCAUUUUUGGAACAUUAAAUAAACAGGAUUUGUGUUGCGACCCCAGAUAGAACCACACGAAGCUAGUAAAAUUUGAGUAAUAAGUCAUAGAAUAAGUUAUACACUAAUGCUAGUGUGUCCUUAAACUGUAACCUAAAAUAAUUUUCUGCCUUUUUCCAAUCAAUUUUGCUCUGAAUUGUAACAAGAAAACUAAAAUAAAUUAAUACAGUUUUGUUUUUGUUAGCAAAGGUAGUUUGGAUUUUGUUUAACUAGUUUUCAUGAAGGAAAGUAUCCUAUUUGUUUUAUGUUAGGUAAGAAAUGAAAUUGAAUUGGUAGGUGUGGAUUUUCAUAUUUCUUUUCAAUACAAUUAUUGCCAGUCUUUUCUGUAGGGACUUUGAUUUGUUUCAGAUUCAAUCAUUGUCUCAUUAUCAUUACACAUUGGUUUUAUAUCCAGAAAACAAAAUCUCCCCACCCUGUGUACAGUAGUACAUCCUGUAUUAAUUAACUUAUAAAAACCCUAACAAAAGUAUUAGCUGGAAUUAGUGUAUCUUGCUGAAUGAGAUAAAUGAAACUGAUUUAUAGAAGUAUCAAAGUUCAACUAUUGGCCUGUUUUCCACAAGUGUGUUCAUUGGAGACUGGUAAAAAGAAAUACCUUCAUAAGGUUUAGAGACUAUAAGGACUGCAGAUGCUGGAAGCCAGAGUCUGUAGGUGUGUGGCUAGAAAAACACAGCAGGUCAGACAGCAUCAGAGGAGCAGGAAAGUCAACUUUUCGGGCCAAAACCCUUCCCAAAAUGUUGACUUUCCUGCUGCUCUGAUGCUGUUUGACCUGCUGUGCUUUUGCAGCCUCACUCCUCUAUAGACUAUUGUUCAUAAGGAAUAUUUUCCAAGGAAAGGACAUGCAAUCUAUCUAGGAUCGUUCCAGAAGGUUUUCUAAUUUUUUUUUUCUUUAUUUGUUAAUGGAAUGACAACGUAGCUGGCUAGCAUUUAUUGUCCAUCCCUAAUUGCCCAGAGGACAGUUCAGAGUCAACCACGUUAUUGUGGGUCUGGAGCCACAUGUAGGUCAGACCAGGUAAGGAUGGCAGUUUCCUUCCCUAAAGGACAUUAGUGAACCUCUUUACUGAAAGUUUCAGUCACACCUUAGGAGUACUCUGAACAAAUGAAAUGGGAACUCUCUCAAUAUUCCCCUAGUUCCUGGAUUAGAAGGCCCCGAAAACUGUUUGCAAGCAAAUCAGUGAAACUCAAUCUGAUUGCUAAUGUUAAAGAGAAGCAUUGCAAUGUUUCAGACUGAAAGGACAUGAAGGUGGAUCUACCUUCACUGCUCCAGGUCUUGGGAAAGGGGACAGAAUUGAGCAAGUAGGGCUACUACUGUAUUUUCCUUCCAAAAUGAUUUUCCCACUAUCAGUAUCUUCUAAAUUCAGUUCUUUAACAAGGUCAGUUCAUGAUAAGUAAUAAAUCAAUUAAUGGCAGUGGCAACUAAUGUAAUCAGAUUGCAAGUUCUUCAUUAUUAGAAGGCAAGACAAACAGCAAUGGCUACUGAUGAAUAAAAGCAUGUCUGAAAACCUUUGAGAUAUCGUUCAUUUUGAAACCAGCUUUAUAUUUAUUUUGGUGAACAACACUGGACUGAGCAUCAUCUCCAGUCUUCCUCAUUAAUAAGUCUUUCAGAAUUAAUUCCACUGAAAUUGUAGACUGGGAUUGGUAUUUAAAGCAGGGUUGUAGCAAUCAGUAUAACCAGCAAAUCACUUUUAUUUUGACUUUGGAAUCUUGUCCCAGCAAUCCAAUUUCAUAUCACCUACAACAGAUUUGAACUCAUUUUUCAAAAGCAGGAAUCUGAUGUGGUAAAUAGAAAAAAAUCGUAGUAGACAGUGACUUUCCAAUAUUGGAGGAGUAGAAGGAGCUUUACUGUGCAGCUAUUGUGCUGUCGGUGUCCAAGAGUAUGAGACAAAACAAUUAAUGGAUAUCUGAAAUAGAAAGGGUUCUGUUUCUCUGUACUAACACACUUCAUUUCGAAAAUGACAAAAGAGGAACUUGGAGUAGAGAACUGGAAAACAGCAUGUCAACUUGUUUUGUUUUAAUUGUACAGCUGGUAGUGAAACAAAAAUAAGCUGUUUGUGGCAUUAAACUUACCACUGUUUCAUAUUUAUUAAUUGAUUAUUAACUUUUUGCAACCUUUUCCAAACCAAAUUCUUUUUUCUUAACUGAUAAUUUAUGAUUUCUUUUUGUUAUGAUACAUUAUAUCAUCGAAAGUUAUACUAGUUUCAAAUAUCUUGGAUUUUUAAUUUUUAUUUUAAGUUCUGAGUUCAUUAUUUUAUGUUCACCUCUACACUUAGUGUUGCAAUGUGUUUGUUUUGGGGAAAAAUGGUUAUUCCCAAAGUAGAAAAAUAUAUGAGCUAUCAUCUAAAUUUAAUUCACCAAAUUUUAUAUCAUUAUUUAGUCUAUAUAAAUAUAUAUUUAAAGGUUAUGCAGUAGCAACAGGAACAAGAUGUUCAGUAGGUAUAGAAUAAAUGUUAUACAAGGAGCCUACUUCCUGUACUGGGUAUGAAUGGUGCUGAUAUUACUUCCACCAUGCACUGUGCCACUUCCAUCAUCUCAACCCUAAAUCAUUAUACCCUCAUGGGUUCUGCCUUGCCUGGGGUCUGUGUAUUGGGUUUUUUUUUUGCACUGCAUUAUCUUUAUCCAAUUUAAGAGUAACUAUUUGUCUUACUGUCAGUAAUACUGUAAGCACUUCAUUUACAUUCUUAUAUUACAGAUUACAGUUCUUCUAUUCCUCUUUUCAAAGAGUCUCAAUAGUAUAUAGUUGUCAGAGUUACACCAUUCUGUACAUAAUCAUUAUAACCAGAUUAGUUCCCCAGUAUUCUAAAAAUAUCUUCAUAUUCUGUUUUAAAUGUUAAGUUUCUUUUUGUUCUGAAUCUGUUUUAUAGGUAUUUCUGCAAUCAGCAGAGGUAUAAAAGGUUCUAUAAAAGGUUAGAAGUUCUACUUAUAUUUAAGAGGCAAAGCUCUUUCCUAUCUACCUCAGCCAGUGAGAAGCUGCAAAGUUUUUAGUGAUCCUUGAUGCCAAUGACAAUAUUAAAGAGAUCUGUUUGUUUGGAUAGUGGAAGAAGGAGAGUUGGAGAAUUUGUAUUUUAGACCUGAAUAAUAGAGUCUACCCUCUCAGCCCACCAAAGAACUGACAAAACUUAAAUUAAUGAGUAGAGGGAGCAAUUAAGUUUCUGAACUAGUAGCCUUGAGGCCCAGGCUAAUAAUGCAGAGAAUGUAAGUUCAAGCUUAACGUUGUUAACCAGUCCACCAUACUUGUGAUUAUAAUCCCACGUCAAUGUGAUUGACUUUUUGCCACAUCCUGAAUGCAGAAUUUUAAAGAGAAAGGCAGCCUAUGCAUUGACGAUAACUGUCUGCCUAAUUAAUGAUGUCCACAUCUAAGGAAACAAAUUUUAAAAAGUAGAUGGGUUAUGUAAAAUUUAAAGACUGCUGGCUAUCAAUUGCUCCAGUAAUGUUGUGGACCUAUAGUUUGUUAAAUCCAAAAAGAUCACCUUACUCCCAAAAGCAGCCAGUCAAGGACACUACUUCAAAGCAGCAAAGUAUGGACCUAAUGAUCAAUAGCAAAAUGUUGUUAAUCGACCAUAACAUGUAGAAAUUAAAAAUAUCAAGACACUGCAAUCUAAUGUAUUAUGUGCCAUAGAAUAGUAGAUAUCCAAACCUCAAUGUAGGGAAAUGUUGGUUUUCUAAAUUUCUCCAUACAUCCUCUGUGCAGCCAUAUAUGAUCUCUUUCCAUAAACAGUUAUAGAUUUCAAGCAUGAGAUGCCAAGAAAAUUAAUUAAAGGGUUUAUUUGCAUUAUUUUUUAGGCCCAUCAAUAUACUGAGACAAUUCUGUAGCAAAAAUGUAAGAUAUUGAUAUUUUUCUAUCCAUAUAUAUUUUACUACACUUGGCAUUUGUCAUGCCAUAUUGAAGAUGGUCAAAUGAAAAAGUAUUCAAAUAAAUGAUUUUAUAACCAUUAACAAAUGUUAAAAUUCAAAUCAUUAAUGAGCAAUAAAAAAAAGAGGAACCAAUUGUUAGUUUAUUCCAUCUUACAAACUCAGAUGAAAAUCGUUUGCUCAUCUAAAUUUUGUUAAAAUUGAGGAGGGAGGAUUAACGUCAUUAUUAAAUGCAUUUAUUUGUAUUUCUGUGUGGUAGUACUUAAGAUCUGUGAAUCUAAUCAAUGCAAAACAAGGUGUGAUGACGAGACAGCAAAUGAUCCCAUAUUACACCAUGCUACUUGCAAAUUUUCUCACUUUUUAAAAAAAAUUGGAAUGUCAAAUUGUGGGCUCUCAUUAGAUGGAGAAAACUUGUUAGGAAAAAGCUGCAUAUACCUGCCCUCUACAGUAGAUGAAGUCUCCCCACCCGACUCAGUAUUCUUAGAUAUAUAUUCAUGGAGAGGUGUUAGCCUAGUGGUAUUAUUGCUGGAUUGUUUAUCCAGACACUCAGGCAAUGUUCUGAGGAUCCAGGUUUGAAUCUCGCCAUGGCAGAUGGUGCAACUUGAAAAUCUGGAAUUAAAAGUCUAAUGAUGAACAUGGAACCAUUGUCAACUGUUGGAAAAAGCCAUGUAGAUCAUUGGAAGGGAUGGAAACUGCAAUCUUUACUUCGCCUGGCUUACAAGUUGACCUUUAACUCACCUCCCAUGUAAGAAUAAUAAAAAAAAAUGUCCAGCUCUAAAAUCUAGCAGAAAUUACAAAGCCUCAAUGAUGUAACAAAUUCAGUCAAAAUCUAAAGACUAUCAUGACAUUUAAUUUCUGAUUCUGUUUGAUUCACAUUUAGAAGUUUCAGGUCUGUUCAAAACUGUCAGCUAUCCAAGCAGCCUUGCAUAUUUGGGUCACAUCAAUCUUUCUUAUCAACAGAAACACAAUCUAUAUUCAGUUCUUUCCUCUUAAAUAUUUAAACAUAUGAAAAGAAAUGAAUGAAAUAAAAUGCUUAUUAAGUAGCUGUUAAAUUAAUAUUUAUUGAUAUUUACAGAGGGCUUUAUCGGGUUCUGCAUUGUUUAGAAAGCAGUCUGUUUCUAUACAAAAUGUUUGUUGCAGGAUUAUCUUGUAUUGAGAGUACAUACCGGAGGCUGGAGAAUAUCUGUGGUGUAAUUGGUCAAUGUUUUACAUCCAUGUUUGUUACUCAAUGAACUAAAGGAGCAGCUCUUUAAACGGACACUGUACUGGUACAAACAUUUUUGAAAAGUUAUUCCUCCCAGUCAGCACAAAAACUCAGAUAUAUGGUAAAAAUCCUGAUUCUCUUGUGCUAGAUCACAUAGACCACCUGUUUGUUUUCAACUGGUGGCAUUGUUUGUACUGUCUCCAACACUAGAAACUGCUGUGAUUUCAAUUUCCUUUUUUUUACUCUUCAAUUGUACGGUAACAUGUUUAAUAAUACACCUCACAGUCAAAAAUUAUUCUAGCAAAUAUUUUUUUUUUUCAUUUUAAAUAUGUAUUACAAAUAAAGAGGAAUUAA